CUCACUCCAGUGUAGCUGCGUGCGAGACAAGUUACCUCUUAUACACUAACAACUUGACACAAAGUUAGGUUGUUUUCCUAAAAUAAAUAUAGACCGUGAAAACCGUGAAAUGAAAGUGACGCGUGCGCAAACGUAAAUAGCAAUUGCUAAAACUAUAAUCGGUAAAAUCGAAACGUCAAUGAUCGGUAAAAAGUUGACAAAAUUUACAGUGACUUUCAAAGCUAUUUUCAAGAGACCGUGCAUACCUUUAUGAUAUUUUUUAGAUAAUUAAUAACUUAAUGUCUUGACAAUUUUCCUACACAUUUAAAAGAAUUAAUCGUAGUGCAGUUUAUUUUAUAUAUGAAGAAAAUUGUGAUUUGAGCCGCAAUUGUGAAGGCAUGCAGUUUAAACAGUGAUUUAUCGAGUUUUUAAAAUAAACCGCAGCCUUGGCAUUUAAAAUCAUCUGCGGCAACGAGUUGGAAACCUUGAUGACUUUGAUGGCCGGGUGGUAUCUAUUUACGGAACAAACGUCCUACUAGACUACAACAGAACCUGUUAACAGAUACAAGAUGCCGUUUCUAGACAUAGCCUUCGAAGCCGAGGUCAGUCGAUAUGAAGACCCCGAUUUUGAGGAGGUAGCGCAGCAGAACUGCAACGAAGACCCAAAGACCAGGCAUAAAGCUAUAGAAGAGCUUAGGAAUAUGAUCUACCAGCGAGGUGAAUGCAAUCCGCGAAGGACGGACGACGCUUAUCUCCUACGAUUUCUCAGAUGUAGGAGGUUCAUUCCGGCACUUGCACAUAAAUUGAUGAUCCGCUACGAAGACUUCCAGAAGAAGAACUCCCAUCUGUACGACUGCAACCCAUUUAGCCUGGACAGAGUGAAGGAGGUGUACACGGGGACCUUGCCUGACAGCCCUUCCAACGGGAGAAUAACCAUCAUGAGAUUUGGUCGAUGGAACACCAGUGCCGUUCCCAUAGACGACGUUGUCCGGGGCGCUCUACUGAUGGAUGAAAUUGCGGCCAUGCAGCCAAAACUGCAAGUGCUGGGUGUCACAAUCAUAGUGGACUUGGAGGGUUUAAGCGUACGCCACGUGAGGCAACUCACGCCCGCUAUCGCCCAUCAAAUCGUGAGCCUUAUGGGAGUGUCAUUUCCACUUCUAAACCACGGCCUACACAUAAUAAGAUACAGCUGGAUCCUAAAUACGUUCUUCUACAUCUUCAAGCAGUUCAUCCCAGCGGCCGCGUGGAACCGCCUACAUUUCCACGGCUAUGACAUGUCCUCUCUGCAUAAACACAUAGACCCCGAAUACUUACCCCCAGAAUACGGGGGUAAGAGUAGACAUACAAUAACUUUCGAGGAGUGGGUCAGAAAAGUCGAUAGAUAUAAGGAUGAUUUUAUGGUCGAAGAGUUAAGAGCUCUUGGAUAUAAUGUAACUAAGUGAUUUAACUUAGACUGUGGCUAAGUGAUACAAAUUGUUUUUUCUUUGUCCUCUAAUGCAGUGAUUUUUAUAAGAUUAGAUUAGUGAAGAUAAGAUUUAGUUUAGUUUUUCUGUGGUUUUGUUUGAUACUGGUGAACUGUAAAACCAUAGACAAUUACUGUAUGCUUAUCAUCGAUUGUGGUAGAAAGCUAUAAUGAUAUAUUUCUAGAAUCACAUACCCGAGAGUAUGGGAGUACAAUUUAAAAAGGGUUAGUUGGAUAAUUGGAAUGAGAAGUGUAUACUUAUGUGCAAAGAUAUGGUUAGGUGCAUGUGAUAACUUUCGAAGAGUGUGACAGCAUGGGCAGGAGCCAUUUUCUUUCUCUCGGGGAAAAGAACAAAAUGUCGGAAUUAAAAGGACUGAAACAGGCAUAGAUACAGCGAGUUUUAAAAUUUGUAAGGUUUUUUUAUAGGAUUUAGAUUAUUUCAUCUGUGGUUUUGUUUGAUACUAGUGAAAUGUAAAACCACAGACAAAUACUGUAUAAGUACUUACCAUCGAUUGUGGUAGAAUCUUUCUAGACUUACUUGCCUAGAGUAUGGGAGUCCAAUUUGAAAAGGGGGGUUUAAUUAUUACUUUAUAUUUACGAGUGCAUAAAGCAGCACAGCGAAUUAUCAGUAGGAUGUGAUAUCUUUCGAAGAGUGGGUCAGCACAAGCUAGAGACACUUUUCUCUCCGGAAAAAGAUCAAAAUGUUGUAUUCUACCCAUCGAUCACUAAUAAAAAUAUUCUACCACAGCUUUAUCAACUCUCUGAGCAUUGGCGCACAGUUGGAAAUAUUAUCAAAAUAUUAUACUUGUAAAAAUAGACGGGGGCAAACUUCUCUCAUUCCCUGUUGCCAUGCUUUCUCAGAUGCACACGUGUAAGGAGAUAUAAUCAGGGGAUAUAAUUUUUGCCUAUGCUUUGCUUAGCCGUGCUAAAAAGUAUAUAGAUAUACAGAUGACUUUAUGAUGGCGGAAUUAAAAGCGCUGUGACAGAAAUAUACCAAUCUUGAAAGUGAUUGAAAUUAUAUGUGUUUUGUAACGUCCUACGUUUUAGUGAUUUUAUAUUUUAUUAUAAUAUUGUAAUUAAGUUUAUAUUUUUUAACUUUUCAUAGGAUGAAGCGUUUACCGCUCUGUUAUUUGGUUUGCUGCUAGUAAGCAGGUUUAUUGAAUGUACCAUUCAAUAAAAAUCUAAGAUUAAUUGAGGAUAUGCUAUAACGAUAUCAGUCUCGGCUUACCUUUUAACUUUUAGGGGGUAAAAUCGGCAA
Messenger RNA from Pararge aegeria (speckled wood butterfly), 2699 nucleotides. RefSeq names its product clavesin-2-like. Gene Ontology annotation, molecular function: phosphatidylinositol bisphosphate binding. The record is from RefSeq and is a predicted model, not a curated record. NCBI's taxonomy places the organism in Eukaryota, Metazoa, Arthropoda, Insecta, Lepidoptera, Nymphalidae. The coding region runs from base 549 to 1421 and encodes 290 amino acids. Gene Ontology annotation, cellular component: membrane. The transcript has 7 exons.